AUGUCGCUCAUCGGCGGUGCCACUCAUGCGCGGCUCACCUCCGUGCGUCCUCCGCUGGUGACUGUUGGCCGCGCACCGUCAGGGCUGUCGGCCUGUGUCACCUCCUGCAUCUUUGCACCUCAUCACUGGCAGCAUCGAGCGCUUCUGUCAAUAUCCACGACAGCGCGUCUGCUGGAGGCGAAAAAGAAGCGUGUGUCGAGGGCGACAAAGCAGAAGCCUACCAAGGCCACUUCGACACCCCUGCCCUUCUACAAGUCCCACUCGGCGCGACCCGUCGCCGUCACCACUUCAAAAAUAGAUGGCGCGGCACCACCGGCAACGGCGUCCUCCUCCACAGCAAGCUCGACAGCCUCGCCGUUACCGGAGGCCAACAUAGCCGCCCCAGCGCCAGUGCCAGCAUCCUCUCCACCUGGGGCUGCUCACGACGCAGAACGGCCGCGCCGUUCCUACGCCCCGACGAGUACGGCCAUCAGCGAACAGCUUGCCUCGCUACGGCGCGAGCUGCUUGAAACGCGGCUGCAGCUGGCCAAGGCAGAGGAGACCUACUCAGGGCUCUACGAGGGCGUGCUCACACGACUUGCCGAGACAGACCGAGCGGCCCACCUCACCGCGUCAAGUCUCCGCUACACAGGCAUGGCGCUGCGAGCCGCGCACGACAACCUAGAGGUGGAGCUACGGCGUCUUCUCACGAUAGGUCUGACGGCGGAGGAGGUGGACAUGGCGGCCAUCGAGGCGGGUGCGCGACAGUACGUGCGGCAGAACAUCGGCUACCAUACCGAGCACGUUUCGGCGGAGCCGCCGGCCGUUCCGGACAUGGCAAGGGUGAUGGAAAAGAACGAGCGCAGAGCGGCGAUGAGUAGUUUCGCCAAGCCACAGCAGUGA
Leishmania mexicana MHOM/GT/2001/U1103 is the source of this 882-nucleotide messenger RNA. RefSeq lists its product as hypothetical. NCBI's taxonomy places the organism in Eukaryota, Euglenozoa, Kinetoplastea, Trypanosomatida, Trypanosomatidae. The transcript has a single exon. The coding region runs from base 1 to 882 and encodes 293 amino acids. The record is from RefSeq and is a predicted model, not a curated record.